UAUUUAUAGACGUGUCAUCGAAGAAGUAAAGAAUUGUUCGAAACACUUGCUGACUUGGGCUGUAAUACGCCUUAUUUUGUCGUAAAUCCUGCCUUGGGCGAAAGAUUUAAACAGAAUGUCAGGCAAGCCUCCCCCUGGGCAAUACCCACCACCAGGACAAUACCCACCGCCUGGACAAUACCCUGCUCCUGGACAACACCCUCCUCCUGGUCAGUACCCAGCUCCUGGACAAUACCCAGCUCCUGGUCAAUAUCCUGCUCCAGGAACAUAUCCUCCGCCAGGAAACUAUCCCCCUCCACAAGGAGGAUACUAUCCUCCUCCUGGUCAAGCUGGAGGCUAUUACCCACCACAGCCAGGGUAUCAACCUGGUGGUCAAAUUCCAGGAGGUUUACCCCCGGGAGUACCUGGCAUACCACCAGCAAACCAUCCUCUGGCUGGAUAUCCCAACCCUCCACCGUACUCUGGUCCACCACCACCAGGCCAGUAUCCUGGAGCACCUGCAGGAUAUGGACCACCUCCUGGACAACAAGCAGGCUCUUACCCUAUUCCAGGGGCUUAUAGCACCACAAAUUAUAACGGAUCUGAAAGUGACAGUGAACCUGAUGGUUAUGGUCCAAGAACAAGAUUUGAGAAAAAUCCAGUCACCAUCAAAUUCAUCAAUCGUUCUGGAAAGAAAGUGUUGCUUUUUAAGAUUGACAAAAAGGGCAAACAUAAGAAAGUUAGGAAGAUGAAAGAUGGCAAAUCAGAAACAAUUGAAACCUAUGAAAGCUCAGCUUUCACCGCCAUGAGCAUGAGGGAUGAUGAAGAUGGCAUGGUCAUUGGAGACAAUGCUGUUUACUUUGCUUCUUCUCAACACAAAGAGGUGGAAAUCAAGAGAGAGCCACGUGACAUCAGUAAGCUGAAGUCCAAGACAGACGCAACUGCUCCAGUUCUAGUGAAGUUCAUUAACAGAUCCGAGCGUAAAGUAAGAAUUGAAUGGGUCAACACUAAUGGCCACAGAGAAUCAAAGAAAGAUCUCAAACCAGGUCGAUGUUGGUCUGUUAACACCCUUGAGGGGCAUUGCUGGGUGUGUUCCGAUCCUCAUGACGAGUAUGAAACUAUGCUGAUGAAUUAUGGGAGAUUCUACUGGCCAAGGAGGAGUGGUGCCAAGAAGGAAAGGGUCGUCAUCACUGAAGAUUUCUGGGAAUUCAGUAGCAGCUCCAGCAGUAGUAGCAGCAGCUCAGACUACGAAGAAUGAUCAAUGAAAAUAGAAAUUGGACUGAUAGAAACAGUAGAAAUCAAACCUUUUUCGUGCGCAUUUAUAAUUUUGUAGAAUGGAAGAAUUGUAUAAUAAUCAAUAAAACUCAGAAAAAUUCACAUAUUAUUUUAAUGAUUUUUGUUCCAUACUGCUUCCUUUUUCACCUUUUGUUAGGAUAUAUGUACAAUAAAAACAUUGCAAAUAGUUCAAGGCACACAUAGCAAGAAAUGGAAAUUGUCCUAUUGCAAGACUUAAAGGAACUGUACUUAAUCGUAGUUUCAUUGAGUAAAUAUUUCCUAAUAAAUAAUAAAAUAUUUACAAAACAGAAAUA
Exaiptasia diaphana is the source of this 1568-nucleotide messenger RNA. Its product is annotated as metacaspase-1. The transcript has 8 exons. The record is from RefSeq and is a predicted model, not a curated record. Bases 116 to 1237 code for a protein of 373 amino acids. NCBI's taxonomy places the organism in Eukaryota, Metazoa, Cnidaria, Anthozoa, Actiniaria, Aiptasiidae.